ACAGUCCAACGCACGGAUAUUUCCGUCGUUAGCCUCUCGCAUGCGCAUUUUGUCAUCUCUUAUUUCCUCAUCAGCUUCCUUUGGUCACAAAUUCCUCUCGCGCUUCACCUUGCGUUCCUUGAACGCCGCCUCACUCCGAUCCCAAGCACCGCCCUCAGCCGCUUCCACUCGUCACUCCACACAAAUGGAUGCAUCCGAGGAAUCGCUCCGCAAGGCCCUAGCCGAUAAGCAAUCGGCCGUCGAGGCCCAAGGCAUCGCCGUUAGGCAACUGAAGGAGGCUGGUGCGUCGAAGCCGGAGAUUGAUGCUGCUGUAGAAGCCUUGAACGAUUUGAAAGUUGUGAAAUCCGCGAUCGAGAACCGGCUCCAGGCUGUUGUUGUCGGAAAUGACGGCGGUGCCGCUGGCAGGGAGGCGUUCCGUCAAGCCGUGGUGAAUACUCUGGAGCGCCGGUUGUUCUACAUCCCGUCUUUCAAGAUUUAUAGGGGUGUGGCGGGGCUUUAUGACUAUGGCCCGCCGGGUUGCGCCGUUAAAUCCAACGUUCUUGCAUUCUGGCGUCAGCACUUUGUCCUUGAGGAGAACAUGCUGGAGGUUGACUGCCCCUGUGUUACACCUGAGGUUGUCCUGAAGGCAUCUGGUCAUGUGGAUAAAUUUACUGACCUCAUGGUUAAGGAUGAGAAAACUGGGACCUGUUAUCGAGCUGAUCACUUGCUUAAAGAUUUCUGCAAUGAAAAGCUUCAGAAAGACCUCAGCUUAAGUGCAGAGAAGGCUGCUGAGCUUAAACAUAUACUUGCUGUCCUGGAUGAUCUUUCAGCUGAAGAGCUGGGCGCAAAGAUCAAGGAAUAUGGAAUUACAGCUCCAGACACAAAAAAUCCUCUCUCUGACCCUUAUCCAUUCAACUUAAUGUUCCAAACAUCAAUUGGUCCUUCUGGUUUGAGCCCUGGGUAUAUGCGUCCAGAAACAGCACAAGGUAUUUUUGUAAAUUUUAGAGACUUGUACUAUUAUAAUGGGAACAAGCUCCCCUUUGCUGCUGCUCAAAUUGGUCAGGCAUUCAGAAAUGAGAUUUCUCCUCGGCAAGGCCUUCUGAGAGUUCGAGAGUUUACACUAGCAGAGAUUGAGCAUUUCGUUGAUCCUGAAGACAAAUCCCACCCAAAAUAUUCUGAAGUUGUGGACUUAGAGUUCUUGAUGUUUCCCAGGGAAGAGCAAAUGUCUGGACAAUCUGCAAAGAGAAUUCACCUUGGUGAAGCAGUUUCAACGGGAAUUGUCAACAACCAGACCCUUGGCUACUUUAUUGGAAGAGUUUAUCUCUUCCUAACUCGCCUUGGUAUUGACAAAAACCGCUUACGGUUCCGGCAGCAUCUUGCGAAUGAAAUGGCUCACUAUGCUGCAGAUUGUUGGGAUGCUGAGAUUGAGUGUUCCUAUGGUUGGAUCGAGUGUGUUGGUAUUGCAGAUAGGUCUGCUUAUGAUUUGCGUGCUCACUCUGACAAAAGUGGUGUACCUCUUGUGGCUCAAGAAAAAUUUUCAGAGCCUAGAGAAGUGGAGAAACUUGUUAUAGCUCCAGUUAAAAAGGAACUAGGCCUUGCAUUCAAGGGGAACCAGAAGAUGGUUGUUGAAGCUCUGGAGGCCAUGAAUGAAGAAGAAGCUAUGGGAAUGAAGGAUGCUUUGGCAUCCAAAGGGGAAGUUGACUUCUAUAUCUGCACUCUUGGGAAAAAUGUUGUCAUUAAGAAGAACAUGGUCUCUAUUUCAAAGGAGAAAAAGAAGGAACACCAAAGGGUUUUUACUCCAUCAGUGAUUGAACCAUCCUUUGGGAUUGGACGUAUAAUAUAUUGCCUUUAUGAGCAUUCUUUCUAUAUGAGGUCAAGUAAAGCUGGAGAUGAGCAGUUAAAUGUUUUCCGCUUCCCCCCUCUCAUGGCACCAAUCAAAUGCACUGUAUUUCCACUGGUUCAGAAUCAACAAUAUGAGGAGGUUGCCAAACAUAUCUCAAAGUCAUUGACAGCUGCUGGAAUAUCACAUAAGAUAGACAUUACAGGUACCUCAAUAGGGAAAAGGUAUGCAAGAACAGAUGAACUUGGUGUACCCUUUGCAAUCACAGUUGAUUCAACAUCAUCAGUGACAAUCCGAGAGAGAGACAGCAAGGAUCAAAUCCGUGUUACCGUGGAAGAGGCUGCAUCAGUUGUGAAGUCGGUGACUGAUGGACAGAGAACAUGGGACGACGUCUGGUCAAGCUUCCCCCACCACUCAUCUGGGCCAACAGAAUGAUUGAAUCUCUUUAAGUUUCAGUUGAUGUAUUAUUACAAUAUAUCUAUCUACUUCGAAGUUCUCUUAGAAAUUGCUUCAUGUUUUCCAUAUAACUGAUCAAAGCAAAUUUCAAGUUUUGGAACAAAACCUUGCAUGUGUACUUCAAAUUUCUUAUUU
Rubroshorea leprosula is the source of this 2410-nucleotide messenger RNA. Lineage: Eukaryota; Viridiplantae; Streptophyta; Magnoliopsida; Malvales; Dipterocarpaceae. The record is from the annotation of a GenBank genome assembly.